Molecule: messenger RNA, 522 nt
Organism: Camelina sativa (false flax)
Lineage: Eukaryota; Viridiplantae; Streptophyta; Magnoliopsida; Brassicales; Brassicaceae
Source: RefSeq, a predicted model, not a curated record
UCUGCUUUAUGUUUACGCAAUUCAUUCAUUGAUUCAUUCCACAAUGGUUUCUCUGCCUCUUCAAACCUCUCUUCGUCGUCUCCGGGGAAGAGAAACAUCCUAUUCUCCUCGCUCCGGGACCGUCUCCGUCGUUUCGCAUCCAACGCCUCUCUUUACCGUCAGCAUCCACGGGAUCAGCAGCAACAGCUAUCGCGUGUGAAAGUUAAAUCGGAUACGCUGGCGCAGAAGAUCGGUAAAUCUAUCCGGCGUGCUGAUGUGCCGUCGAAAUCUAGGGUUUACGCUUGUGUCAACAUUGUUAGACCUAAGGGUUAUUGGGAUUACGAGUCUCUUGUUGUUCAAUGGGGUGUACAGGAUGAUUAUGAGGUGAUGAUUUGGUCUUGUCUUCAUUUCCGGAAUGUAACAAACUGGACUGAUUCUCCAUUUUUUUACAAAGCUUUUGAUUGUUCAUGCUCUUCUCAGAUGGUUCUUCCUAUUGCCGUUGAGGACGUCAAGCGAGAGGUUCAGAUACUCAAAGCUCUUUAG